GGAGGAGGAGGGAGUAAAGCCGAGCGAGGAGACGGGAGAGACACCACACACGGCACAAGAUGGCCGGAGAGGCAGCAGCAGCCCGAGCUGUCAGGCGGCCCGCCGCGGCCCACGGGUUCGCUGCUGCGCUGGGAGCAGCGCCCGGGCGUCCCGGAGGGCUCCGGGGGAGCGAGGAGGCCGCGGCUGAGGCGAGGCGGCCGCGCGCGGGUGCGGGAGCCCGCGGCAGAGGCGCCCGGGAAGGCCGGGCCCGCGGCGCCCGGGGCUCCGCUGCGGUAGCGGCGGUGCUGGCGGUGCGCGCGGCCGGGAGGCGGUCCGCACCGUGGGCGGGAGGCUGCGGCGGGAGACCCGUCCGGGAGACGCGGGGACGAGCGAGCCGACGGCGCUGGCGGCCGCGCUUCGACCCGGUAACUUACAAGAUUAUAAUUAGUGUGGUUGCUGAUGAUUCUGAAUAAGUAACAGCUUUUAUCACAGGUGUGCCAUUUUGAAGACUGAGACAAUGGAGUUUUACCUUUAAGAAUAAAGGAGAGCUCUUGGAAAAUUCUGUAUUUUAUAUAGCAAAAAUGUGGAUCCCAGAUGGAAUGAAAUUACGUAUACCAUAGACAUUUUUGAAGCAUUUACAUCCAGUCAGCUUGAAGAGUUUCAAAUGGACCAUACCACUGAGAAAUCAAGAUGGCAGCCCACUAUGGGGAAUUGAGGAAAAUGGAUUAAUCCAAGAAUGCUGUGAUAUUAUACAACCAUCCCAGGGUUCUUUUAAUGUGGAUUCCAUGAAAUGAACGAUUCUUAACCCAACACAAAUGGACAGUGGGAUUUACUUUCUAAAGACUUGUUAUAUAUAAUGUACAGUUUAACAUCUGGAGAAGAUGCUACAUUUAUUCAAAUGGUAGUUUGUAUUUCUGGAAUUUCUUACAAUUUUGAUCUGAGUGACCACAUGGAAUGUUAACUUCAAUAAAAUCUCUAAAACUUAAA
Messenger RNA from Onychomys torridus (southern grasshopper mouse), 966 nucleotides. Its product is annotated as translation initiation factor IF-2-like. The record is from RefSeq and is a predicted model, not a curated record. Bases 60 to 452 code for a protein of 130 amino acids. The transcript is spliced from 5 exons. Lineage: Eukaryota; Metazoa; Chordata; Mammalia; Rodentia; Cricetidae.